Molecule: messenger RNA, 1545 nt
Organism: Paracoccidioides brasiliensis Pb18
Exons: 2
Coding region: 1-1545 (514 amino acids)
Source: RefSeq, a predicted model, not a curated record
AUGGCUUGCAAGCAGCAGCUUCUGGCGUUCCUGGACCGUAUCGGCUGUGCUCUCAUAAUGUGCCUCGUCUCCCCGUUCUAUGUCUGCUUCCUGAUCUCAUCGGCCAGGAAAAAGGCAGCAAGCGAGAGGGAGAGAAAGGAGCUCAUGAUCCCCGUUCUGGGGCUCACUACAAAUUCCAGGAGGAGAAGGCUUUCCAUUACCCCUUCCAUGCUGGAGAAGGGCCAGUCCAGCCAAUCUGGUCCCGACAUCAAGCAAGAGAGGACUGGCUUUGGCAGGCUAUUAUCCAACCUGCCAGGGACAAGAGCCAUCCGGGUCCUUUCUUCAUCUUCCUCCUCUUCGCGGCAGGAAGAAUCUCGAUUCCUUACUCAGUUACCGCUGGAAAUUCGGCUCAUGAUAUAUCAAUAUGCGCUAUCGACGCAGCGCGCACACGUGGUCACCAUUCCGGGGAAGGUGGCUAGCGUGGCUUGCUCGGAGGGUAUACGGGAAGGCUUUGUUUGCUAUAAUGGUAAUAGACAUGAUUAUCAGUGUCCGCCUGCUCAUGUUUAUCGUCCGACGACCAGGGCUGGCUGCGUAAUCCGUGAGCUGUCUGUGGCACCAGUGAAGUUCCUCCCGAGCGCAAAGAAAGGAAUUAGCGGGGCGCUGGACUUGCUAUGCGUUUGUCGGCAAGUCUACACAGAAGCAGUCACGGUGUUAUACAAAAACAUGACCUUCCAAAUGGACCUGCUCACCCUACUGGGCUUCUCCAUCUCCAUCCCAGACCACCACCUAAAACGCAUCACAAAGCUCGAAAUCAGCGGGCCGCACCUCGACUACCUCGACUCAUACUGUUAUCUAAAUAACCUCCCCUUCUUUCGCCGAAUUCGCCGACCGGGCGCGCACCCGCCCACCCCACAUAAACUCGCAGCAGACAACAUCAACGAUAGAAGUAACGACAUCCCCACACCCACCCCGAAAUCAAUCCCCAGAUUCUACACCCCCACCCUCGAUACCUGGUCUUACAGCAGAUCCGCCUUCGGGGACUUCACCCUCUACAGCCCCCGCCCCCCCACCGGCUGGGAAGUAGCAUGCUCCGAAGUCUUGCCCCUCCUAACCUCCCUCUGCGAGCUCAAGAUAUCCCUCAAACGGCCCUCGGCCUUUAGUGAAAAAUGCAUGUCCCGCGCCACGGAGAGAUACAUGCUCCGCCCCCUGUGCCAGCUGAAGUUGCAGCUGCCGCGGCUACAUGUCUUUGAGGUGCGGGUUGAUUGGCAGGAGGGUUUGGAGGGGCAGAUGUGGAGCGAUGCGUGGGAGUGGCCGCAUGAGACGGGGGGAGGGCAGGGGCAGGAGCAGGGGCAUGACUUGGUGCGCGAUGGAGUGAUGAUGACGGCUAUGUGGAGGCCUAAUUUGUUUCUUUGGGAGGAGGUUGAGAGGGCGGAGUUGAUUCGGGACGGGAGGGAGGUGGGGAUGGAUGAGAGGUGGGAUUCGUAUCUGGCGCGGGGUGUUGAUGAGAGUGGGGAUGGAGGGGGUUUGUGGGACGGGGUGCCGUUUAAGUUGAUUAGAACGGUGUGA